CGGAAGUCGUUUUUUUUUUUGUGUUUCUUUACAGAUGUCUUCGCUGUCGGAUUAAUUCAUACAUUGAUGUCAAACUCCUACAGUCAACAGCCGGAGCAGCAGUGAGAUGGCUGCUGAUGAUAAGUCCUCGUCUUCCUCCACUACGGAUUGGAGCGUGGAUCCGCCCAUCAUCUCGCCAACAAGCCCCUCCCACCUCACACACUUCAAACCACUGACUCCAGAGCAGGACGACCCUCCCCUCCGCUCGGCGUACAGCUCGUUUGUCAACCUGUUUCGCUUCAACAGCAAAGAGGAGGGACGUCCUCCCUCAUCGCUCUCAGAGAAGUCCGAUGUGGCGUCGUCCCCCUCUCCUCAGUCAGAGAGGAGAAGCUGGUCCUCCAGUCCAACACACUCCCUCUACAACUCCAGAACACACAGGAAGCCAGAACACCUCCGACGCACCUCCAUAGCCUCAGUGGACUGGCCAGAUGGCAGCAGGAAGUCAGACACACCUCUCAGUAACCACGACCCUCGCACAGCGGUGCAGCUCCGCACUGCACUGAAGAGGCUGAAGGAGAUAAUGGAGGGGAAGAGCCAGGACAGCGAUCUGAAGCAGUACUGGAUGCCGGACAGCCAGUGCAAAGAGUGUUACGACUGCAAUGAGAAGUUCACGACCUUCCGCCGCCGACACCACUGCAGACUGUGCGGACAGAUCUUCUGCAGCCGCUGCUGCAACCAGGAGAUCCCCGGGAAGUUCAUGGGCUACACGGGAGACCUGCGGGCGUGCACGUACUGCAGGAAGAUCGCUCUCAGCUACGCUCACUCAGCUGACUCUGGAACCAUCGGAGAGGAUCUGAGUGCCCUGUCUGACUCCCCCUCCACGGUGUGUGUGCUGGAGCCCAGCGAGCCUCGCACCCCUGUGGGGGGGCGCAAAUCCAGCAGGAACAUAUUCCUCGAGGAGGACCUCACCUGGCAGAGAAAAACUCCUAUUGGGAUGAGAAAGAAUAUGAUUCACCAGGAGCAGCAGAGCAGCGGCCUGACUUCCAGACUCAACACGCUUCAGGAAGACGUCGGAAAAUCACCUGCGAGGAAGAGGUCGGCCAGUGUGACCAACCUGUCUCUGGACCGCUCCGGUUCCUCCAUCGUUCAGGCCUACGACAGCUCCGUCAGCCCCCCCUCCAGCAGGGCCCUGUCCGGCACCAAGAGCGGCUCCAAGCUGGACCACAGCGAGGAGGAGAGGAAGAUCCUGCUGGACUCGUCGCAGCUGAAGGACUUGUGGAAGAAGAUCUGCCACAACAACACAGGGAUGGAGUUCCAGGACCACAGAUACUGGCUGCGGACCUACCCCAACUGCAUUGUGGGAAAAGAGCUCGUCAACUGGCUGCUGAGGAAUGGCACCAUCUCCACCAGGGCGCAGGCGAUCGCCAUAGGUCAGGCGUUAGUGGACGGCCGCUGGCUGGACUGCGUCACACAAAACGACCAGCUGUUCAGGGACGAGUACGCUCUCUACCGCCCCCUGCAGAGCACAGACUUCUCAGAAACUCCGUCUCCAGACAGCGACAGCGUGAACUCUGUGGAGGGACACUCAGAGCCGUCCUGGUUCAAAGACAUCAAGUUUGAUGACAGCGACACAGAGCAGCUGGCAGAUGAGGCCGAGGACACCAUGCCCAACUCAGCGAGCCCCAGUAAGAGAACAUCAGUCAGCAGUUCCCAGUCGGCAGUGGACAGUGACUCAGCGUCCUCCAUCAACCUCAACAUGGAGCAGAACAACGUCAACUUCCACAUCAAGAAGCAGGCCAAAUAUCCUCAUGUGCCUCCUGCCUCUGAGCAGAAAGCUGAGUAUCUCUUGUCUGAGGACGGAGGACAGAAUAUCGUCAUAAGUGAUGCCUUUAUCAAGGAGUCUCUGUUUAACCGCCGUGUGGAGGAGAAGGCCAAAGAGAUCCUGUUCACGCCUCUGGGCUGGCACCACAGCUCUCUGGACCAGCUGAGGGAGGAGAACGGAGAGAAGAAGGCCAUGGAGAGGCUGCUCUCGGCCAACCACAGCCACAUGAUGGCUCUGCUGCAGCAGCUGCUCUACAGCGAGUCUCUGUCUCUGUCCUGGCGGGACAUCAUCGUGCCCGUCGUGCGGCAGGUGGUGCAGACCGUGAGGCCCGACGUCCGCAACUGUGACGACGACAUGGACAUCCGCCAGCUCGUCCACAUCAAGAAGAUUUCAGGAGGCAAGAAGUUUGAUUCGACGGUGGUAAAUGGCUUCGUGUGCACCAAGAACAUCGCCCACAAGAAGAUGAACCCCUACAUCAAGAACCCUAAAAUCCUGCUGCUGAAGUGCUCCAUCGAGUAUCUGUACAGAGAGGAGUCCAAGUUCUCCUGCAUCGACCCCAUCGUGCUGCAGGAACGAGAGUUUUUGAAGAACUACGUGCAGCGCAUCGUAGACGUCCGUCCCACGCUGGUGUUGGUGGAGAAGACUGUGUCUCGAAUAGCUCAGGACAUGCUGCUGGAGCACGGCAUCACGCUGGUCAUCAACGUCAAACCGCAAGUCCUGGACCGGGUGAGCCGUAUGACGCAGGGAGACCUGGUGAUGUCGAUGGACCAGCUGCUCACCAAACCUCGUCUGGGAACCUGCCUCAAGUUCUACAUGCAGCCCUUCAUCCUCGCCAACAAUGAGCCAAAGACUCUGAUGUUCUUCGAGGGUUGUCCUCAUCACCUCGGCUGCUCCAUAAAGCUUCGCGGCGCCUCCGAGUACGAGUUGGCCCGUGUGAAGGAGAUCAUCAUACUGAUGGUCUGCGUGGCGUACCACUCCCAGCUGGAGAUCUCUUUCCUCAUGGACGAGUUCGCCAUGCCGCCCAGCCUCGCUCAAAGCACCUCGUUCCCCUGCCUCCUCGAGGGCACGUCUGCAGAGGAGGAGGAGGAAGAGGAUGAUGGGGAAAGCAGAAAGCCAGAUAUGAAUGAAGAGAGCCAGGAGAAAACUGUAAAAACUGAAGAUUCUGCACAACAAGAGGAAGGGUUUCCAUCUGAGUCUUUAUCCACAAAUGGAGAUAAAGACACUCUCCAAGAGAAACAGACCUCUCCUUCCUUUGUCAAAGACGAGGAGGGUUGUAACGCUGAGAAAAUGACUUCCUCGCCACUUUCCAGUCACAUUUUACCAAUCAUACCCUUCUCUCUUCCAUUCCUCAUUGAAGAAGAUCCGGAGACGAGCUCAGACACGCUCAUCAUGCAGUCUGAGGGGGAGACGAUGGGGGAGGGGAGCUUAUUGAAGGGGGAGUCGCAGGAUAUGGAAGAAAUGGAUAGUUCGGAGACCACCACUACGCCCAGGUUGUUUCGGGACCCCCUGCAGGACGACACGGGGAUGUUUGUGGCCGAGCAGGUGGCGUCUACAGAUGACCGUCUGAAGUCCAUCUCUGCCGUCUUCAAGCAGGAGCUGAAGGACAUCAUCCUGUGCAUUUCCCCCUUUAUUACAUUCAAAGAGCCCUUUCUUCUGAUGCCUGCAGGCAUGCACUGCCCCAGCAGGGAUUACUUCCCCGAACAGGUGUUCCUCUCUCCUCUCCUCGACAAGGACUUCAAGGAGCUGGACGGGCGCAGGAAGCGGCAGCUCCUCAAAGACUCCGCCCCCUCCUCUCUGCUGAACGGACAGACGAACGGCGCCCCCCCGAUGAAGCCCGUUGACGUCCUGCCGUCCCACAGCCUCACCAGCACGCGCAUCAUCGAGCAGCUGAGCGGCAGCCACGAUCUGGCCAAGAUGCUGGCGGACUACAGAGCCAAGGGGGGGCGAAUCCGACAGAGAGAAGCCCCAGAUCCCUUCAGCAGCUCCAGCCUCGUGGCUCCGGUCAGCGCCUCGACGGGGGGGAGAACCCUCCUGAAGACCGACAGCGAGGACGAGAAGACGGGGAAACUGAAUGAUGUGAACUGGGCCCCCAAGCUGGACUGUCUGAACCCGGUCAACCAUCAGAGGCUGUGUGUUCUCUUCAGCAGCUCGUCAGCGCAGUCCAACAACGCUCCCAACCCCUGCGUCAGCCCCUGGAUUGUCACAAUGGAGUUCUACGGCAAGAAUGACCUCUCUCUCGGCGUGUUCUUGGAGCGAUACUGUUUCAGGCCUUCCUACCAGUGCCCCAGCAUGUACUGUGAGACUCCCAUGGUGCACCACAUCCGGCGCUUCGUGCACGGCAGCGGCUGCGUGCAGAUUGUUCUGAAGGAGCUGGACUCUCCGGUGCCGGGCUAUCAGCACACCAUCCUCAACUACUCCUGGUGCCGCGUCUGCAAACAGGUGACUCCAGUGGUGCCGCUCUCCAACGACUCGUGGUCCAUGUCCUUCGCUAAAUACCUGGAGCUGCGUUUCUACGGACACCAGUACACCAGGAGAGCCAACGCUGAGCCCUGCGGACACUCCAUCCACAAAGACUACCACCAGUACUUCUCCUACAACCAGAUGGUGGCCUCCUUCAGCUACACUUCUGUCCGGCUGCUGGAGAUUUGUCUUCCUCGUCCCAAGAUCUUCAUCAGGAACCUGGGACCCUCUAAAGCCAACAUGCAGCAGGACCUGAAGGACUUCUCUCUGAAAGUGACUCAGGUGUAUCUGGCCAUAGACGACCGCCUCACCUCCCUGAAGACCGACACCUUCAGUAAGACUCGAGAGGAGAAGAUGGAGGACCUUUUUGCUCAGAAAGACAUGGAGGAGGCGGAGCUGCGCAGCUGCAUGGAGAAGCUCCAGGCUCGACUGCAGGCCUGCGGGGUGGAUUCUCCUCAGCAGGUGCAGGCAGUGCUGGAGUCUCUGGUGAUGAAGAAGCAGAGUCUGUGUGAGAUGCUGCAGUCCUGGAACGGCAGGCUGCAGGACUUGUUCCAGCAGGAGAAAGGCAGGAAGCGUCUCUCCGUCCCCCCGAGCCCCGGCAGACACAGACAGACCACCGAGGAGAGCAAGAGUGCCCUGGAGUCCUCCCCUCGUAACCCCUCACCUGUGGUCCAGAACGGAGACAAGGAGGACCGUCACCUCUGCACACUGCCCUCCACCUCCUCCUUCCUGCUGCCGUCCCCAGGAGACCCCGCGUCUGAUCCCUUCACACCUGGACCCUCCUUCACUGAGCAGGACUCUCUCAGCCUCCCAGAGGAUGUGUUUGACGGACACCUGCUAGGCUCCACUGACAGUCAGGUGAAGGAGAAAUCCACCAUGAAGGCCAUCCUCGCCAACUUCCUGCCCGGCAACAGCUACAACCCCAUCCCCUUCCCGUUCGACCCGGACAAACACUACCUGAUGUACGAACACGAGCGAGUUCCCAUCGCCGUCUGCGAGCGAGAGCCCAGCUCCAUCAUCGCCUUCGCUCUCAGCUGUAAGGAGUAUAAAACGGCGCUGGAUGAUUUCUCCAAAGCUUCAAACACAGGCGGGGACGAGACUCCUGUGGUCACCAGUGCUGGAGAGAGUCGGACUAAGAGCAGCCCAGCGAGGCCCAGCGAGUCGGUGUCAUCUCAGCACAGCCGCAGCAGCAUGGACUCGGAUCCUCUCAAGGAUGCAGACUUGUCAGAUAAACAGAAAAAACAAACCAUGAAUCCACACGUCGAGCUACAAUUCUCCGAUGCCAACGCUAAGUUUUACUGCCGGGUCUACUAUGCCGAGGAGUUCCACCAGAUGAGAGAGCAGAUCAUGGAGAGCUCGGAGGAAGACUUCGUCCGCUCGCUGUCGCACUGCGUCAACUGGCAGGCCCGCGGGGGGAAGUCUGGAGCCGUCUUCUACGCUACAGAAGAUGACCGGUUCAUCCUGAAGCAGAUGCCCCGUCUGGAGGUGCAGUCCUUCCUUGACUUUGCUCCUCACUACUUCACCUACAUCACCGGGGCCGUGCAGCAGAAAAGGCCGACGGCGCUGGCGAAGAUCCUGGGAGUUUACAGGAUCGGUUACAAGAACUCUCAGAACAACACGGAGAAGAAGCUGGACCUGCUGGUGAUGGAGAACCUGUUCUACGGGCGCAAGAUGGCUCAGGUGUUCGAUCUGAAAGGUUCUCUGAGGAACCGGAACGUGAAGACGGACUCGGGGAAGGAGAGCUGCGAGGUGGUUCUUCUGGACGAGAACCUGCUGAAGCUGAUCCACGACAACCCGCUGUACAUCCGCUCGCACUGCAAGGCCAUCCUGAGAGCCGCCAUCCACAGCGACGCCUACUUCCUGUCCAGCCACCUCAUCAUCGACUACUCGCUGCUGGUUGGUCGAGACGACGCCACCGAUCAGCUGGUGGUCGGGAUCAUAGAUUACAUCCGGACCUUCACCUGGGACAAGAGGCUGGAGAUGGUCGUCAAAUCCACAGGAAUCCUGGGGGGUCAAGGGAAGAUGCCCACUGUGGUUUCUCCGGAGCUAUACAGAGCCCGCUUCUGCGAGGCCAUGGAUAAAUACUUCCUGAUGGUACCGGACCACUGGACCAGCCUGGGCAUCAACUGCUGAGUGGAGUGUGUGUCGGUGCACAAACACACAAACACACAAACACACAGGAAGUCGCUCUCCUCGGGUCCAACACAAGCACACUGGACUGUAAAUGUUUGUCAGUAAAGUAACGCCUGUAUAUAAAGUAGCUCCGCAUCAUUCCACAUGAAGAUGAUUUUUUAUCCCGUCAGUAUUACAGAUUAUAAUGUCUCCCCUGUGAUGUGCGUCAGGGAGGGUCUGUUGUUUUAUUAGUGCCAAGCUGUUUCAAGAGGACCCGCUGAAAACAUCCAGUCGUCUGGAUUAUAGUUUGGUUAACUGAUGUUGUGUAAUUUAAAGUUUGUAAAUGUACAGAGAUUAUGGAACUAUUAAAAGGUUAUUAACACUGAUUUGUUGAUCGGUGAUUUCACAUUUGCAAUAAAGCUGAUGUUGUUUACACUGAAUGAUUGAACUCUGGCAGAUCAACCAUCACUUGUUGUUUACAGCGUCUCAAGUUUGUAUAA
This is a messenger RNA of Trematomus bernacchii (emerald rockcod), 6873 nucleotides long. It is a transcript of the gene pikfyve, whose product is annotated as phosphoinositide kinase, FYVE finger containing. The record is from RefSeq and is a predicted model, not a curated record. Gene Ontology annotation, molecular function: metal ion binding; ATP binding; 1-phosphatidylinositol-3-phosphate 5-kinase activity. The transcript has 44 exons. NCBI's taxonomy places the organism in Eukaryota, Metazoa, Chordata, Actinopteri, Perciformes, Nototheniidae. Bases 107 to 6394 code for a protein of 2095 amino acids. Gene Ontology annotation, biological process: intracellular signal transduction; phosphatidylinositol metabolic process.